GGAGGAAUGGCAGGCUGGGGAGGCUUCUUCGUGUCACUCCUCAACUACAAGACAGAGAAAUAUGUCAUCGCCGAAAACCGCAAAAUCGGUAUAUUGUUUAGACUCUACCAGCUGGCCGUGCUGGGAUACAUAAUCGGGUGGGUGUUUGUGGUGAGGAAGGGUUACCAGGAGAGAGAAGAGGCCAUCCAGACCUCAGUCAUCACCAAGCUAAAAGGUGUCACACUGACCAACAGCUCCGAGACCGGGCUUCAACUGUGGGGUGCUGAGGAUUAUGUCAUACCCCCGAAUGGUGAGCAGGUGUUCUUCGUAGUUACAAAUUACAUAGAGACCCCCAAUCAGAGGCUGGGGUUCUGCGCUGAGAGCUUCAACGUGCCAGAUGGACGGUGCCAAAGUGACGAUGACUGCGUCGAGGGGGAGACUGUGAUAGCUGGCAAUGGAAUAAAGACCGGGUUGUGUUUAAACAGCACGGGGACCUGUGAGAUUCACGCCUGGUGUCCUGUUGAGUACAGCAAGAGACCCACAGAGCCCUUACUGAGCGAAGCGGAAAACUUCACCAUCUACAUCAAGAAUUUCAUCAGGUUCCCAAAGUUUGAAUUCUCCAAGUCCAACGUCCUUGAAACCUGCGACGACAGCUACCUGAAAAGAUGCUCCUACGACAGCGAGGACAACCUGUACUGUCCCAUCUUCCGCCUCGGAGAUCUGGUCAGCUGGACUGGACACGACUUCCAGGACUUGGCUGCUAAGGGUGGGUCUGUUGGUAUUCUCAUUGAGUGGAACUGUGACCUGGAUAAGGACUCCUCACAGUGUAAUCCAGAGUACAGCUUUACCCGUUUGGACAUGAACGUGAACAACUCGGUCACAUCAGGAUACAACUUCAGAUAUGCCAAGUAUUACAAGGAUCAAAAUGGUGAAACCUUUCGCACUUUGUAUAAAGUGUAUGGGAUUCGCUUCGAUAUAUUGAUCAAUGGCCAGGCUGGGAAAUUCAAUAUUGUUCCCACAAUAAUUGCCAUAGGCUCGGGUGUUGCCCUGCUGGGUGUGGGAGCCUUCGCGUGUGAUAUGAUACUAUUGUACAUGAUGAACACAAGCUCCUUCUACCGAGAGAGGAAGUUUGAAAUCAUCAACUUCAAGAAAGACAAGACCAAACACAAGGAUGGGAAGACAGGUCAGCGGGAGAGGAGAUCCAAGAAACCAGCUGCGGAGAAAGAGGCCGCCAACUCCACUAAAAGCCCAGAGGACACCGAGGCCACGGCAGAGAGCCAGCUGCCUGUGGACCAACGGGGUCCCACCGUUCCACGCAAUGCAGGACAGCGAUACCCUGCCAUUGUCUCUCCCCAAGCUGCAGAGCCAAGGCCUCACAUCACCUUCGCUUCACACAAUUAAGUUAAGCAGGCAGGCCGAGACCAACCACCUGCAGCGGUCUGCAAGAGGUGGAACCAAGAGACGGACGGAUGUCCACUUCUCACCUACUGGCACGACUUGCUGGCACGCCACUAGCUUGAAUGAUGCUUGUCCCGACUACAAACAUGUUGGUCCAGAGAAAUGUAAAUGUUCGACACUGUUCAAGUGGGCCAGAAAGGUGGUUUUCAGUGGCGGGGUCAGGGUCGAAAGCUGGGAUGUGGGAGAUUACAACAGGUUCAUUGAUAAUCAGAUGCAAAAGUGACAGAAGUGACUCAUCUAAGACUUUUAGCCAAUUGCCAAAUAUUUGCAGAUUACUGCUUUACAAAUGCAAAUAAUUAACUGUCUUGGUUGCAUGUCAUAAAAUGAAUGCUUACUUGGAAUGCUUACUUGGAUUAAGUAAAAUAGACAUUGUAGACGAAUAAAUAAACUGUAAAGUGAUUUCUGCUAAAUCAGUUCACAAAACACCUUAAUGAUUUUAUCAGCACGGAUUCAAAAUGAAAAUCUUUAAAAACAUCUGCACUAGGAAGCAAUAUGUAAUAAAAUGAGUGAACGGUCUUAAUUGUUGGUAUUGCAGUUGAAUGCAUCGUGUACCUCUGUUGUGACAGGAAUUUGUGUGUACUGUUAAACACUGAUGUGUCUCCUACUGUAUGUUGACGUUGAUCUAAGCCAUGCGAUGGCUACAACAAUCUUAUUCACGAUAUUCACAUGUGAAGCUGUGGAAUGUCGUUGUGAUGUGCACUGGCUGACUGGUAAUGAAUGGUGCAAGACAUUGAAGUGCAUGGACUCCUUUUCGUUUGUUCUUCCCGUUACUAUUUAUUAAAUGGUCUUUAUUGUUGGAAA
Messenger RNA from Anarrhichthys ocellatus (wolf-eel), 2238 nucleotides. It is a transcript of the gene p2rx5, whose product is annotated as purinergic receptor P2X, ligand-gated ion channel, 5. Gene Ontology annotation, cellular component: plasma membrane. The record is from RefSeq and is a predicted model, not a curated record. Gene Ontology annotation, biological process: response to ATP; calcium ion transmembrane transport. Bases 7 to 1380 code for a protein of 457 amino acids. The transcript has 12 exons. NCBI's taxonomy places the organism in Eukaryota, Metazoa, Chordata, Actinopteri, Perciformes, Anarhichadidae. Gene Ontology annotation, molecular function: extracellularly ATP-gated monoatomic cation channel activity; purinergic nucleotide receptor activity.